Messenger RNA from Folsomia candida, 2389 nucleotides. RefSeq lists its product as uncharacterized. Lineage: Eukaryota; Metazoa; Arthropoda; Collembola; Entomobryomorpha; Isotomidae. The record is from RefSeq and is a predicted model, not a curated record. The transcript is spliced from 5 exons. The coding region runs from base 1814 to 2389 and encodes 191 amino acids.
AUUGCGCAAUUUCAAGUUGUCCAAACAGAAAAGGAAAGCCUUCUCAUAAAGUCCACGCAUUUCCCAAUGCGAAACAUGCUCUCCUCCGGACCACUUGGAUUUCCAGAACAAUUGGAACAUCAUCCCUUAAAAUUGACAACUUCGGGGUCUGCAGCCGUCAUUUCUCUUCAAAUGAUUAUGUAGCAGGUCAGGUCACCGGAAUAAAAGCUAAAGGAGGUGCCCCAGUCUUAAAGUCAAUUGCAAUACCAACUCUGAAUCUGUGGAACAGUCCAACUGGUGAGACACAACUGCCUGAUACGGAUCGUAUGCGGAUUGACAUGGGCGCACCCAUAUGUAUUGAAUUGGAUCGAAUAGAAAUGGGUGGCACAGAAAUUCAACAAACCGUGGCGAACGUCGCAAUAAAUAGCGAUGUCACCUCAAAUAAUGAACUGCAGCUUCAUAUUGAAAUUGCCAGACUAAAAUCGGAGAUUCAAGAAUGUAAAACGGCCCUUGAGUCCAAAAACAAAACCAUACGGAGUUUACGUGUCCAGAUACAGAGAAUAACAACAGAAUAACAGAAUAACAAGUGCAACUAUCCGUUCCCGUUCAUCUCAACAUUAAAAAGAUGGUUGCAAGAGGUCUCAAUUAUACCUGGGAAAAUUAUGACUCCAGUCAUGGAUGUUAUGAGAGCUAAGUUUUUGGAAAAGUCAGAAAGGGAGCGAGUUUGCGUCCUAGCCUUAGAUGAAGUGGGCAUCAAUAAGCGUUUCGUGUAUGACAAAUCCGCAGACAAAGUGUAUGGGGGACGAGACUGUGUUCCAGUUAUCACUGCAAGAGGCUUAUUUUCUUCCUGGAAGCAGAUCCUCUACUACGAUUUAGAAAACAAGACGACAGGCCAGCACAUAACAGAAGCAAUUAAAGCAUUGUUUGAUAUUGGACUGAUUAUUAUUAUUAUUGUCGCCUUCGUAUCAGACUUGGGCACGAAAAAUCAAGGACUAUGGAAGGAGUUUGGGAUAGGAAGAGUAAAAAACGGUGAAAUAGGAGCAAAUCAUUUUCCACAUCCGAGCGACCCAACUCGAAAUGUGUAUGUUUUUGCCGAUUUUCCCCAUUUAAUUAAGCUCUUGAGAAAUUUAUGAGAAGGCUUUCCUUUUCUGUUUGGACAACUUGAAUUUGCGCAAUUUCUCCCCAUUGUCUUUUUAUAUUAAAAACGAUAGACGACAACGUGCUCAAGAAAUGUGUUAAAAAAUCAUCAAUUUUCCCCACCACCACCACCAGAAAUCAUCAUCACUACUUUAUAAAAUUACCUUAACUUCACGUAACAACAAAUUUUUUCCCCACAAUAAUCCCAAACUCGUCCCAAGCUCUCGGUCACAAAAUUUACCAUCAAUUGAGCUAACCUUAUGUAGACACGUAACUAAGUAAAAUUCAGGACCUUGGGUAAAACUAUUAAGAUGGACGAACAACCUCAUCCGUCAAAAGUUGACAACACUGAUGAGCAGCAGCAACCUAGAUCAUCCCAUGUUUUUAAACCGGAUGAGACCGGUACCUCACGCACAGCACAGCACACCCGAUUAUUUGGGUCCUUUUAUCAAUUUCUUAUUUUGUCUAUUCCUCCAGGUCAUGACGAUGAAAAUGUUUCUGAGGGGCGACAUCGACCUUCCAGAAUGAAAACGCAUGAACAGGAGUUGGCAGAAGCCGCAGAACAUCGAAAACUUUGGGUAAGUUAAAGUUAAAGUUGGCAAUAUGUUUGGUUGAAAGUAUGACUAAUUAGGAGUUUAUUUCGUUUCAAUUUACGAACAUCCCCUUACUCAAAAAAUAUAAUAAUUUUUUUCAGGCAAUGGCCGCUACGUCGGUUGCUAAUUUGAUUAAAGAGUUUUCAGAUAAACCAAUUCCUAAUCUAGAAGCUCUCCGGCAAUCAUUUCAACCAUCAACACCAGACCAGUGGUUGAAACGAAUGGAAGCGAGUAAUGAGGAUGCCAUGGCAGAACAAGAUUCUUCCAUGGAAGAAACGGACACCGAAGCACCCGUCGAGCUGUUUUACGAUAUCGAUGCAAACGACGACGAUCUGAAAGCUUUCCUGGGAGAUAGUGACGAAGAAAGUGUAGUCCAACAACCAAGCGUUUCACAAACGACAGCGAUAUCCAAGCGAAAAAGCACUAUUGCACCAAAGAAGCUUGUAGACAAAGUAAUAUCAGCCGCAAGGAAGUCAUUGGCUCCGAUAGCUCAAGCUACACGAGAAUCGGAAGAUGCAGAUCUUGAAUCUCCACCAGGAUCAAAGACAGUGGUCACAAAACGAGCCAGUUCUACUUCUGCUGUUGACGAUGGAAGUCAGCAUGGGUCGCAAGUUCGAAUUUCUGGGACCGACGGGCGCAGGGGCACAGCAGACUCUGCAAAUGAAAAACGGGGUAAGUGA